Messenger RNA from Bacillus rossius redtenbacheri, 1185 nucleotides. RefSeq names its product myrosinase 1-like. Bases 1 to 1185 code for a protein of 394 amino acids. Lineage: Eukaryota; Metazoa; Arthropoda; Insecta; Phasmatodea; Bacillidae. The transcript is spliced from 9 exons. Gene Ontology annotation, biological process: carbohydrate metabolic process. The record is from RefSeq and is a predicted model, not a curated record. Gene Ontology annotation, molecular function: beta-glucosidase activity.
AUGCGCCCAGACCAUCAAUAUGCAGAACAACUGGGACAUCCAGCGGGCUGGCUGCUACGCUGCUCCGACACCGCUCGCCGGCCUACACCGUCAACCGCCGCGGAGUUGCAGCCGCCCGAGGACCGAGAAGACUUCCACUGGUUCAACUUCUACCGCUUCUCCGUGUCCUGGCCGCGAGUGCUGCCCAAGGGCGACCUGUCCGUCAUCAACCAGGACGGCCUCGACUACUACAACAACCUCAUCAACGAGCUCGUCAACAACGACACGUUCCUAUAUAUUAUGCAUUUAACCAAAACCGGCGACCAGUUUACAAUGUAUCACUGGGAUCUUCCGCAACAUCUUCAAGACCUCGGAGGCUUUGCUAACGAUAUUAUUAUUGAUUAUUUUGAAGAUUAUGCUAAUUUGUUGUUUACGCACUACGGAGACAGAGUGAAGUGGUGGAUAAAAUUCAACGAGCUCCUGUCGUUUGUGAAUGGGUACUCGUCGACCAAGUUCGCGCCGGCCGUGAACGCGCCGGGCGUGGGGCUCUACCUGGUGGGGCACAACGUGCUCAAGGCGCACGCACGUGUGUACCACCUGUACGACGACCACUUCCGCAGCCAGCAGCGAGGCAAAGUCAGCAUCACGUUGAACAUGGACUAUCCUAUGCCGAAGAAUAAUUCUGAGGCUGACAUAAAUGCAACAGAGAUAUAUCUACAAUUCAAGCUGGGAUGGUUCGCGCACCCCAUCUACAGCUCAGAGGGCGACUACCCCGCCGUCAUGAAGGAGAGGGUGGCCAACAACAGCAGGGCGGAGGGACUGCCGAGGUCCAGGCUGCCCGAGUUCGGCGAGCACUGGGUCAAGUACAUCCGAGGAACGCAUGACUUCUACGGCAUGAAUCUGUACACUGCGAACCUGAUCAGCGUGUCCAACACCACCGCAGACGUCACCGACUCUUCAAACAGCGACAUGGGUAGCAUCAUAGCAGAGCAGGACCCCAGCUGGCCCUACGAGGGCCUCAAUGACUUCAGGGAAAUUCCAGAUUGUUUGGAAAUAUUGCCUGUGGGUAAGGAUAACUGUGCCCUCAGGCCAUUGUAUCCCACUAUGAAGAUCCAAAAUGGGAAUAGCUUCCGCUAUACAACUGGGUCAAAAAGCUGUAAGAUCCAGAGAGCUGGGGAUGGUGAAGUAAGGGGAGCGUCCAUCUAG